AUGGGCAAGAUAUUGGACAACGUCAAGUUCCUUUGCAUUGCAGGUGUCGGCUUGUUUGGCGACGGAUGGCUCAACAUCACCAUCGGCCUCGUUAUUCCGAUGAUCGGCUAUCUGUAUUUCACGGAUGACGGGGGAGCAGUGCCAACAGUCUCCGGAUCUGUCAUCAAGGGUGGAUUAUCGAUUGGCAUGAUCCUUGGCCAACUUUCGUUUGGCUUGUUCGGAGACGCUCUGGGAAGACACAAAGUCUAUGGCAAAGAGCUUAUCAUCACAAUCUUUGGAACUCUACUUCUCAUCGUCCCGCCAACAUACCUCGGCCAUGCUGGCAUUGUUGCUUGGCUCACGACCUUCCGCAUAAUCACUGGAGUGGGCAUUGGGGGUGACUACCCUAUGUCGUCUUCACUCUCCGCUGAGCACAAUCCCAUGGGCUCCCGCGCGAAGCUCAUCUUGACAGUCUUCUCCUUCCUUGGCCUGGGAAGCGUUUCCGCCGGUGUCACGUACAUCAUCCUUCUAGCAGCAUUCAGGGAGGCCAUCAAAAGCAACAUCCAUCACUUGCAAUGGGUCUGGCGACUGUUGUUCGGCAUCGGUCUGGUGCCGCUGAUCGCUACUUUGUACGCAAGGUUGACGAUGAAAGAAAGCAAGCCAUACGAGAAAUACGUAUCGACCGACACGGGUCUAAUCGGAGAGGACAAGAGAGGGUUGAAGGAGCAAUUCGCUGACUUCAGGAUCUACUUCUCGCAAUGGAAGCAUGCCAAAACUGACAUCGCUUUCUACGGGAUCAACCUCAAUCAGUCCAUCAUCCUUGGAGCAAUUGGAUACGGCACUGGGGCCACCCCUUAUGAGACUCUGUGGAAUACUGCAAUUGGCAAUAUCAUCGUCGCUGCCGCGGGAUAUCUCCCUGGCUUUUACAUCGGCAUAUUCCUCCCGGAUGUCGUCGGUCGCGUCAGCCAACAAGCCAUUUGCAGCGCUCUCGUUACGUUGCUGUAUGCCAUCUGGGCUGGCGUCACCAACCACACGUCUACAGCAGGCCUGAUGAUUCUGUUCACCUUGUCUCAAUUAGUCCUCAACAGCGGACCCAACUGUACGACGUUCCUCCUGCCAGUCGAGGUCUUUCCAACUAGAGUCCGAGGCUGCGCUCACGGCAUUGCUGCAGCAUCUGGCAAGGCGGGUGCUGUACUUACGGCGUUUGCUUUUGGUACUGUUGCGGAGAAGAUUGGCAUCAAUGGCGUGUUGGGCCUCUUCUCCGGGAUCAUGGCUCUUUGCACGCUAGUCACUCUGCUCAUUCCAGAGCCAAGGGGAAAGACUCUGGAUGAGAUAGAGCGUGGUGCCUUGUACGGCGAGGUCGCUAGUCCCUCAGACACAAGCGUUUCUUCGGGAGAGUUGGGCCGUGUUGCUGUGCAUGCUAAGGGUGAUGAUGGUGUGAAAGACCAGGUUUAA
Messenger RNA from Saxophila tyrrhenica, 1434 nucleotides. RefSeq lists its product as uncharacterized. Gene Ontology annotation, biological process: transmembrane transport. The transcript has 7 exons. The record is from RefSeq and is a predicted model, not a curated record. Gene Ontology annotation, molecular function: transmembrane transporter activity. Gene Ontology annotation, cellular component: membrane. The coding region runs from base 1 to 1434 and encodes 477 amino acids. NCBI's taxonomy places the organism in Eukaryota, Fungi, Ascomycota, Dothideomycetes, Mycosphaerellales, Extremaceae.